Messenger RNA from Diceros bicornis minor, 6328 nucleotides. Its product is annotated as zinc finger protein 607-like. The record is from RefSeq and is a predicted model, not a curated record. Bases 94 to 1050 code for a protein of 318 amino acids. The transcript is spliced from 5 exons. Gene Ontology annotation, biological process: negative regulation of transcription by RNA polymerase II. Gene Ontology annotation, molecular function: DNA-binding transcription repressor activity, RNA polymerase II-specific. Lineage: Eukaryota; Metazoa; Chordata; Mammalia; Perissodactyla; Rhinocerotidae.
CUCUAUCCUCUGGCAUUUUUUUCUUUGUGAGCAAGCCAUUCCAUUUCUAAGCCAGAUGUAAUUACCUUAUUGGAGCAAGGAAAGGAGCCCUGGAUGGUUGUAAGGGAAGAAACUAGAAGAUGGUGUCCAGGUCUGGGUUUUCUGGACUCUGCUUUUCUGGUAGAGGAACCCAGAGGACUGAUCAGCUCUCGCAGCUCUAAAACCAUGGCCCGUGGAUCAUUGACAUUCAGUGAUGUGGCCAUAGACUUCUCUCAGCAGGAGUGGGAAUGUCUGGACCCUGUUCAGAAGACUUUGUACCGGGAUGUGAUGAUGGAGAACUAUAGAAACUUGGUCUCACUGGGCCAUUCCAUUUCUAAGCCAGAUGUAAUUACCUUAUUGGAGCAAGGAAAGGAGCCCUGGAUGGUUUUAAGGGAAGAAACGAGAAGAUGGUGUCCAGAUCUGGAAUCAAGAUAUGAAAUAAUUAUCUCUGGAAAAAUAUACAUAUAUACAGAACAUUCAUCUCUUAUUCUAAAGCACAGAGUUUAUAACGGAGAGAAACCCCAUGAAUGUAAGGAAUGUGGGAAGGCGUUUGGUCGUCCUUCAGACCUUAGAGCACAUCAAAAAAUUCAUACUGGUGAGAAACCGCAUGUAUGUGAGGAAUGUGGCAAGGCCUUUCUUCGUCUUUCAGACCUCAAAGUACAUAACAGAAUUCAUACUGGUGAGAAACCCUAUCAUUGUGAAGAAUGCGGGAAGACCUUUAGUCGUACCUCAAACCUUGCUCAACAUGGAAGAAUUCAUACUGGUGAGAAACCCUAUGAAUGUAAAGAGUGUGGGAAGACUUUUAGGACUAACCAUGAACUUAUUGUACAUCAUAGACUUCAUACUGGUGAGAAACCCUAUGAAUGUAAGGAAUGUGGCAAGGCCUUUAGUGUGCGUGGACGACUUAUUCAGCAUCAGAGUAUUCAUAGUGGUAAGAAACCCUUUGAAUGUAACAAAUGCAGGAAGUCCUUUAGGCUCAUUUCAACCCUCAAAGUACAUCAGAAUAUUCAUACUGGUGAGAAAACCCUUUGAAUGUAACAAAUGUGGGAAGUCCUUUAGGUUUAGUUCAGUGCCCAAAGUACAUCACAGAAUUCAUACUGGAGAGAGACCUUACGGAAUAUAUGUAUAGUAGAUGAUAGAAUUAUACCACUGAGAAACAAAUUAAAUGAAGAGAAUGUUAGAAGGCUUUUUCAAGAUGGCUUAUAAGGCAUCAAAUAAUUUAUAUAGGCAUGAACUGCUUGAAUUUACUUUUUUUUUUUUUUUUUUUUUUUUUUUGGUGAGGAGAUCAGCCCUGUGCUAACAUCUGCGAAUCCUCCUCUUUUUUUGCUGAGGAAGACUGACCCUGGGCUAACAUCCAUGCCCAUCUUUCUCCACUUUACAUGGGACACCGCCACAGCAGUGCGUCGGUGCGCGCCCAGGAUCCGAACCAGCGAACCCCAGGCCACUGCAGCAGAGCAUGCUCACUUAACUGCUUGCGCCACCAGGCAGGCCCUGAACUCCUUGAAUUUAAAUAAUGUUUGUAGUUUUUCAGUUAUGGCCCAAAUAUUGUUCACAUUUGGAGAAUUUGUUUUGUAUUUUGUAUAAGAAAGUCUUUUAUAGCAUUUUUCUAUGUUUCAUCACUCUGUGGCUAUCCAAGCUGUGUGGCCAAGGUCACAAGGCAGGUAUGUGCCACUCAGGAAAUAGACCAGUGCCUGAUUUGAAGUCAUGGAGAACAGAAGACAUACACACUGGGAUCAGGUGCUACAGAGUUUACUUAUAGCAAAAGAGGUGGUUGAAUGCGCAUGAUCUAGCUCUUUGCAAUGUGUCAGUAAUCCCAUGGCCCCAUUUGGAGCAGAUCAACUCGAAAUCUUUUUUGACUUUUUCUUUUUUGUGUGUGAGAAAGAUCAGCCCUGAGCUAACACCCAUGGCAAUCCUCCUCUUUUUUUUUUUUUGCCGGGGAAACUGGCCCUGGGCUAACAUUCGUGCCCAUCUUCCUCCACUUUAUGAGGGACACUGCCACAGCAUGACCUAACAAGUGAUGCAUCGGUGUGCGCCAGGGAUCCAAACCCGGGCCGCCAGCAGCAGAGCACACAUGCUUAACCGCUACGCCACAGGGCCAGCACCUCAACUCGAAAUCUGACAAGGAUGUUGAGCUCUACACAACUCACUUUGUGGUGCAGUGGCAAGGCACCAACCCCUUCCCCAUGAGGUCUGACGUCCAGAAAACAGUGAGUGUGCCUGAGGGCCAUUGACGUCUGUGAUUAAGCAGAAUAAAGGAGUGCACACUGAGUUUGACACGGAAGAUAUUUUCGCACAAGGCAAAAAGCCCCUCAGAGGCUGUGAGGGCUCUUUAUCUUUAGGUAAGGAGGUGUUGCAGGCCCAACAAGGCCUAUUCUUUUUCUUUCCCCCAGCAUUACUGAGGUAUAAUUGACAAAAUUAUAAAUGUAAGGUGUAGAAGUAGUGCUUAGUGGGAAAUUUAUAGCUAUCAGUGCUUGUAUUAAAAAAAACAAGAUCUCAAAUCAACAACCUAACUUUACAACUUAAGGAACUAGAAAACAAAAUUCAAAGCCAGCAGAAGGAAAGAAAUAACAAAGAUUAGAGCAAUGCUAAAUGAAAUAGAGAAAAUCAUGAAACCAAGUUGUUUUUUCAGAAAGAUCAACAAAAGUGCUAAGCCUUUAACUAGAUGGACUAAGAAGAAAAGAGAGGAAACUCAAAUUACUAAAAUCAGAAGUGAAAGUGGGGACAUUACUGCUGAUUCUACAGAAGUAAAGGGAUUAUAAGAGAGUGCUGUAAACAAUUGUAUGCCAAGUAAUUGGAUAACCUAGAUGAAAUGGACAAAUUCCUAGAAACUUAAAACCUACCAAGACUUAAUCACAAAGAAAUAGGAAAUCUGAAUAGACGAGUAACUAGUCUAUAAGUAGUAGGGACAUUGACUCAGUAAUCAAAAAUCUCUCAAGAAACAAAAGCCUUGGACCUGAUGGCUUCACUAGUGAAUUCUACCAAACAUUUAAAGAAGAACCAAUACUAAUCCUUCUCAAACUUUUCCAAAAACUUGAAGAGGAGGGAACAUUCGUAACUUCUUCUGUGACACCAGUAUUACCUGUUACCAAAACCAGUGAAAUAGACUACAAGAAACAAAACCACAGAAUAAUGUCCCUUAUGAACAUGGAUGCAAAAGUCCUCAACAAAACGGGAGGAAACCGAAUUCAGCAGCAUAUUAAAAGGAUUAUACACCAUGACCAAAUGAGAUGUUUUCCUGGAAUGCAAGGAUGGUUCAGCAUAUGAAAAUUGGCCAAUGUAAUAUAUCACAUCCACAAAAGGAAGGGAAAAAACCACAUACUCAUCUCCAUUGAGGCAGAAAAAGCAGGUGACAAAAUUCCACACCCUUUCCAGGUAAAAACACUCAACAAAAUAGAAAUAGAAGGAAACGAUCUCCACAUAAUAAAAGCUAUACGUGAAACUAUUUCUACACAAUAAAAGCUACGUAUGAAAAACCCACAGAAAACAUAAUACUUGAUGAUGAAAGCAAAAGCUUUUCAUCUAAGGUUGGGAACAAGGCCAUGAUGCAUACUUUCACCUCUUCUAUUCAACGUAGUACUAAAAAUUCUAACCAGAUGAAUUAUGCAAGAAGAAGAAAUCAAAGGCAUCCUAAUUUGAAAGGAAAAAGUAAAAUUAUCUCAUUGCAGCUGAUAUUAUCAUAUGUGUAGAAAAUCCUACAGACGCCAUAAAAAAGGUGUUAGGUCUAAUAAGUGAAUUCAGCAAAGUACCAGGAUACAAAGUCAACACAGAAAUAUCAGAUGCAUUUCUAUACACUAUCAUCAAUAUGAAAAUGAAAUUUUAAAAACACUUCCACUUGCAAUAGCAUCAAAAAGAAUGAAAUACUUAGAAAUUAACUUAACCAGGGAGGUAAAAGAUUUGUACAAUGAAAACUACAAAACAUUGCUGAAAGAAACUAAAGAAGACUGAAAUAAAUGGAAACACAUCUCAGGUUCAUGGAUAGAAGUCUUAAUAUUGUUAAAAUGUCAACAUUACCCCAAGCGAUCUAUAGAAUCUAUGCAAGUCACAUCAAAAUCCCAAUGAUAUUUUUUGCAAAGUACAAAAACCCAUCCUAAAAUUCAUUUGGAAUUUCAAGGGACCUCAAAUCGCCCAAACAAUCUUGAAAAUGAAGAAGAAAACUGGUAGACUCAUACUUCCUUAAAACUUACAACAAAGCUAUAGGAAUCAAAACAGUAUGGUCUUGGCAUAAAGAUAGACAUAUAUAGGCCAAUGGAAUAGGAUAGAGAGCCCAGAAAUAAACCUUCACAUAUAUAGUCAAGAGAUUUUUCACAAGGAUGCCAAGAGCAUUCAAUGGGAAAAGGACAGUCUUUUCAAAAAAUGGUGCUUGGAAAACUGGAUAUCCACGUGCAUAAGAAUGAAAUUGGACCCUUACCUAACACCAUGUACAAAAAUUAUCUCAAAAUGGAAGAAGGACCUAAACAUAAGACUUGAAACAGUGAAACUCUUAGAAUAAACCAUAGGACAAACACUUCAUGACAUUAGAUUUGGCAGUGAUUUCUUGGAUAUGACACCAAAGGCACAGGUAACAAAAGAAAAAAUAGGCAAAAUAGACUUCACGAAAAUUAAAUGUUGUGCAUCAAAAGACACUAGCCAUCUGACAAUGCCAUUGAAGCUAAUGGAGUAUCAUAAUCAACAAAUCAGUUUUGGAAGUCACUUUCCUAUAGCUACACAUCUCCUUCAUUAGAAGAGAAUAUGUGGGUCAUUGUCAUCCAAAAGAUAAAAGUAUCCACAGAGUAAAAAGGCACCCACAGAAUCAGAGAAAAUAUUUGCAAAUCAUAUAUUUGAUAAGUGAUUAAUAUCCAGAAUAUAGAGAAAUUUUUAAAACUCAACAACAAAAAACCACCCAAUUCAAAAAUGGGCAAAGGACUUGAAUAGAUAUUUCUGCAAAGAAGAUAUAUGAAUGGGUAAGGAGCACAUGAAAAGAUGCUUAAUCAUUAGGGAAAUGCAAAUCAAAACUACAGUCAGAUAUAACCUCACACCCAUUAGGAUGGCUACUGUAGUGGAAAAAAUGAGAAAAGAGCAAGUGUUGGUGAGGAUGUAGAGAAAUCGGAACCUUUCUGCACUGUUGAUGGGAAUGUAAAAUGAUACAGCUGUUGUGGAAAACAGUAUGGAGGUUCCUCAAAAGAUUAAAAGUAGAAUUACAUAUGAUUCAGCAAUUCCAAUUCUGGGUAUAUACCCAAAAGAAUUGAAAUCGGUCUCAAAGGGAUAGUUCUACAACCAUGGUCAUAAUGGCGUUGUUCACAAUAGCUAAAUGAUGGAAGAAACAGAGUUUCCAUCAUUGGAUGAAUGGAUAAGCCAAAUGUGAUAUAUUCUGCAAUAUGCUACAACCUGGGUGAACCUUGAGGACAUUAUGGUAAAUGAAAUAAGCUGUCACAAAAGGCAAAUGUUGUGAUUUCACUUAUUUGAGGUACUUAGAGUAGUAGGAAUCAUAGCUAGAACUUGGAAUGGUGGUUGCCAGUGGCUGGGGGGAGGGGAGAAUGGGAAGUUACUCUUUAAUAGGUACAGAGUUUCUGUUACAAAAUGAAAAGAGUUAUGGGCAUGAUGGUAGUGAUGGCUGCACAACAAUGUCAAUGUAUUUAAUACUACUAAACUGUAUACUUACAAAUUAUUAAGAUGGUCACUUUUAUGUUGUAUUUUAAAACAACAACAACAAAAUUGCACAGACUGGGUGGCUUAAAUGACAAAUUUAUUUUCUCAUAGUUCUGGAGACUGGAAAAUCAAGAUGUCAGCAGGUUUGGUUUCUUCUGAGGCCUCUCUCCUUGGCUUGCAGAUGGCUGCCUUCUCAUUACAUCCUCACAUGGCCGUUUCUCUGUGCAUGUGCAUUUCCAGCUGUCUCUCUGUAUGUCUUGAUCUACUUAUAGGGACAUAAGUAAGAUUGGAUUAGGGUCCACCCAGAUGACCUCAUUUUAUCUUAAUUACCUCUUUAAAGCCCUAUCUCCAAAUACAUUCUGAGGUACUGGGGGUCAGAAUGUCAACAUAGGAAUUUGGGAGAAACACAUUUAAGUUCAUAACGUUGGUCAAACUGAUGCAGCAUGGCCCAAGGCCUCAGGCAUACAAAAGCACUGUUUUUAGACAGGAUAUUCCAAGGGCUCAGAGGUUAUCUCUCAGAAGCUGGUUAAGGGUCAGUCGUUUUCUUGUAAUAUGCAGGGUUUGGGCAAACAAGGCUGACGUGUUAACCGUUUGCACACACCAUGUAACAAAAAGAAAGCUAAUUAAGUAAAUGAGGAUAACUAGAGAGAAAGAGGAACAUAGUGAUAAAAAGGUGAUCUCACCG